Puccinia triticina is the source of this 387-nucleotide messenger RNA. RefSeq lists its product as uncharacterized. Lineage: Eukaryota; Fungi; Basidiomycota; Pucciniomycetes; Pucciniales; Pucciniaceae. The record is from RefSeq and is a predicted model, not a curated record. The transcript has a single exon. The coding region runs from base 1 to 387 and encodes 128 amino acids.
AUGAAUGCCGAAACGGCGCUGGCGACAAGAUCAGACUCAGUCGCCCUGGCCUCUCACACUUGCAAAUGGCAUGCCAUGGAAGAGGAAUGCCCUCAUCUGGGUGCCUUGAUGGCUGAAGCUGAAAUAGAAAUUGACGAGCUAGCAAACAACUUGGCCAACCUCUCCAACAGCCACCAGACUCCCAAGCCUGCAGCACCCAGACUUUCCAUCCAGCCCUCCUUAUUGAGCAAGCUCAUUGCCAGCUUCCACUCCAGCAGUCUUCAGCCCCCUCCAUUGACCUGCCCCAGCCCCACACCCCACAAGACCUCUUACUCCGCGACUUGGCUCCAAAACAUGCUCAAAAGUACCUCCAGCCAGUUCAGCCCUGCCACUCCCCACCGCAUCUAA